Archocentrus centrarchus (flier cichlid) is the source of this 1869-nucleotide messenger RNA. It is a transcript of the gene c17h1orf35, whose product is annotated as chromosome 17 C1orf35 homolog. The transcript is spliced from 8 exons. Bases 502 to 1407 code for a protein of 301 amino acids. Lineage: Eukaryota; Metazoa; Chordata; Actinopteri; Cichliformes; Cichlidae. The record is from RefSeq and is a predicted model, not a curated record.
AACAAGUGACGUGCACGCGUGUCAAGAAUGCGCGCGAGACAAUGCUGAAAAAGCGGGGGUUUCAGCAACAUUAGUCAAACAAAUAGUACCGAAAACGCUGUUUGUUUGUUUUUUAAAUUAUAUUAUUAUUUUAGAAAAUGUGUAUGCAUUCGACUAGAAACAGUCAGUUUCUUCCUAAGCAGCAGCACCGACGUGUGCGCGGUCUGGCAGUCCUUUUACUCUAACUUUGAAGACGCAGAGAGUAACGAUCUUAAGCUUUCCCCUGCGCUCUGUGGACAUUUAGGAAUAAGCACUGAAAGUAAUGCCAGUGGGCAAAGGAAGCGCUACCACUAAGAAACAGGCUCACCACAGGGAAGUUAAACUUACCAGAGAGAUUCCCCGGAUGAGUGUUAGCUGAAGGCCUUAGCCAGUCGCGUAGUUCAUGUGCUAACGUGGCAAAGCUAGCUGUUUGCGUCAACGGCACACUGUUUUUGUCUUAACUUCUGGAGAUACCCUACUAAAAUGUUUGGUUCCUCGAGAUCUGGAGGAGUACGGGGAGGUCAGGAUCAGUUCAACUGGGAUGACGUCAAAGUCGAUAAACACAGAGAAAAUUAUCUGGGUAACUCUUUAAUGGCACCAGUAGGACGAUGGCAAAAAGGCAAAGAUUUGACCUGGUAUGCAAAAGACAAAAAAGGUGGCGCAGCUUUGUCCAGGCAGGAGGAACUUGCUGCUGUCAAGGCAGCAGAGGAAGAGGCAUUGAUGGCUGCACUAGGCCACAAGAAUAUAAAGAGACAACCGACCGGUCUGACCAAAGAGGACCUUGUAGAGGUUUGCAGGAGGGAGGAGGCUGAUGGUGAUGAGAGAAAUGUUGACCGCAUCUCUGGUUUGGGAAGCUCCAGUGCAGGGUCACGGAAAAUGGUCCUGUCCCAAAAAGAAAAGGAAGCUGCUAAAAUGGGCUUGCCAGUUUUUACACACCACAAGACUGAGGGUCGUACAGAAACUUCAGCAACAAGAACAGCUGAGAGUGAAGUAAAACAAGAGGAGGAACAGAGGCAUGAGAGCAAAAAGAAAAAGAAAGAGAAAAAGAACAAAAAGGAGAAAAAGAAGGAGAAAAAGAAGAAAAGACAAAGGAGAGACUCAUCCUCCUCCGAGUCUGAGGACAACAGAAAGAGACACAGAAAGGACCACCAUCAUCAUAAUCCAUCAUACCAUAGUCAGAGUGGAGCCAGACCCCAUGACAGCCACUCAAGGGGGGGAGCAAAGGCCGAGCGACAGCCCUCCGACCCCCAUCAUCGACGGCAGCGGCAUGACACAGACUCCUCUGAUGGAGGCUCUCCUGUCUCUCGUAGCCCUGCCAGCCUCAAGAAGGCUCCUGCUGGUGCCACACAAAGCCACAGGCGGCGCCACGACACAGACUCGGACGACUAAUGUCCUGCCCACCCCCCACCCCUGAUUCAAACAUGCAUAAUGCGGACAGAGUGCUCUACAGCAGCUUGACCGACCCUCAAGACCUUAUUUACUUGAACAGCUAAACAGACUGUGGAUGGAUGCUAAUCAGUGUAACAGACUUUAGUCUCAGGUUUUAACUCCUUCAUUCAAAAGGUUGGUCAUGUGACACUGGUGUUUGGUUUGACAAUUUUUGAUCACCUUGAGUAAUUUAAUCAUCAGAUGUCACAUAAUCCGUAUUGCUAUAAAGUGUGUAUUUUUUUGGUUAUCUUAGUCAAAUACAGAUAAACUUUUUUCCAAAGCAAAUGGAAUGGUUUUCUUUCUCAUCCUCAAAGCUUUUACGGUUCAGGAAAUUUAAGAAGAUUACUUCAACCCUGACCAUUGUUGCUGCAAGCAGGAAAAAAAAACCCUUCAUGGAAACUUACAUGACACUCAUGACUCACG